Mizuhopecten yessoensis (Yesso scallop) is the source of this 4513-nucleotide messenger RNA. Its product is annotated as golgin IMH1-like. The record is from RefSeq and is a predicted model, not a curated record. Lineage: Eukaryota; Metazoa; Mollusca; Bivalvia; Pectinida; Pectinidae. Bases 318 to 2195 code for a protein of 625 amino acids. The transcript is spliced from 7 exons.
AUUCCCUGACCCCAACUCUCUUCCUUCCAGGACUCCAGACUGUACGGACGGCUUAUUGUGCUCUGCAUAUUGUAGACAUUGUAACCCCUUAUUCCUACAGUGUGCUCUACUUAUAGUAGUGACAGUUUCUCGGUGACCUCGCAUAUUGUUGGGUACCGUGCCAGAUACAUAUUUACUAGUAUUGUGAGCUAUAUUACUUGACCUGACCUGUCCAGCGACAUUAUGAUAUAGUCAACCAUGUGACGGCUUGCAAGACCAAGACAGAAGGCCAAUCAGCCGAACGUCCGGUUGAUGACACUGCUGAGAGUGAAGAUGACAUGGAUGAGGUCAGCACUGAGCAUGAGGACAAACGUCGAAGGACUUGGAGGCAAAAUGAAUGGUUCAUGCAAUGGCCUGUAGUACUUGGUGUACUUGUACUGCUGGUGGUGCUGUCAGUGCUGGGGAUUUUAGUAUACAUUUUGUACACCAACAAUGCCAACCUUACAUCCCGAUUCCAAGAAUUAGAAAGAAAAACAUUAGUUGAUAUUGUUCAGCUGCAAAAUAAUAUAAUUUCCUUAGAAAGCAGGAGUUCAGAUUUGAAAUCUGUUGUUGAAAAAAUGGAUGAAAACGUUCCCAAGUUAGUGGCUGAUGUUGAAAAAUUAGAUUUAACAUUCAUGAAACUGAAACCAAAAGUUGAUAAAGUAAAUGAAACAGUAGUCAAAUUGGAACCAAAAGUUGAGAAAAUGGACGAAACUGUUGUAAUAUUGGAACCAAAAAUUAAAACACUAGAUGACAUUGCAGCAACACUGGAACCAAAAGUUGGAAAACUAGAUGAAAUUGUAGUCAAAUGGGAACCAACAAUUAAGAAAAUAGAUAAAACUGUUGUCAAAUUGAAACCAAAAGUUGAAAAAUUAGAUUACACAGUUGUCAGUUUAGAACCAAAAGUUGAAACAUUGGAUAAAACUGUUGCCAAAUUGGAGCCAAAGGUUGAGAAAAUAGAAGAAACCAUUGACAAAUUGGAACCAAAAGUUGAAAAAUCAUACCAAAUGGUUCCCAAAUUGGCACCAAAAGUUGAAAAACUGGAUGAAACUGUGGUCAAAUUGGAACCAAAAGUUCAAAAAUUAGAAGAAACAAUUGGCAAAUUGGGACUAAAAUUUGAAAAAAUAGAUGAUAUUGUAGUCGAGUUGGAACCAAAAGUUAGAAAAAUAGAUGAAACUGUAGUCAAGUUGGACCCAAAAAUUGAAGAAAUGGAUAAAGCUGUAGACAAACUGGAACCAACUGUUGGAAAAUUAGAUAAAACUGUCCUUUAUAUGGAACCAAAAGUUAAUGAUUUAAAUGAAACUGUUGGCAAAUUGGAUGGAAGAGUUCAAAACUUGAACAACAAAGUAUCCGGUACAGAGAUUAACGCACUGAGAGAAAGUGUAACAGAGUUGCGUCAACACUUGGAUAACCUUGGAACUUAUGCAUGGAAAAAACUGCCAGAGAGUCAAAACAGGAUAGACAACCUUGAGCUAACCUCAUACUCUCAAUAUUCCUACAUUUAUCUGCUGCUUCUGAUGACCGUUGGUCUGACCCUUUGGUCAUUGUACAGCUAUUCUCAGAUGCCCGGUAUGAAGAAUGCUUUGGUCAAUCAACAAUAUGAGUUUACAUCCCAGUCAGGUGACCAGGCACCUUCAGUCCAUGAGGAGUCGUAUAGGCAGGUCGGGUCAGUACUCGAUAGCAUACAGCGGUCAACCCUAGCCAGGCAGAUAUGUGUGGUCAGUUUCUACUCAGAGACCAAGGCAUUCCAUAUGCGACUUGUUGAAUCGGCCUGCAGUGGUGAGCUCAGCAAAGUGGACAAAGUUGGCUCCCUUGUCUCGAACCAUGAAACCAUCCCUAAGCUGCCCCGUGCCAAGAUUUUUCUGGUAUUUGUCGACUUCAAUGAGCGAAAUAUAAUUCUAGAGCACCCGGACAGAGAGAUUGGUGACCUCAGGAUGACCACAGUCCAGGGAGCUCGCAAAAUGGGAGGUGAUGUGUUUGUUGUGUACGUGAAGGACAAAGGUUCACGUAAUCUCAACCCUGAUCACCUGUAUAAUGAAAGUUUGAAGAAAAUCAUAACACACCCAGAACUGUCCGUUCUCAGUGGAAAACAACGUGUAUUGACAACGUAUGAAGAGUUUACGACGUUCCAGUGCACUCACCUAGCCAAGAGUUUCAUGAGGACUCUGAAGAGAUAGAAGCAGUGCCACGCAAUGACAAGCAGACCUGUUUAGAUUUACCUUAAGGAUAAUUAUUAGUUUAGCAUGUUUUUAACUUCUUUCCAAAAGAUUUUCACUCCGGAAAAUCCUGUUUUUAGUUUUGAAGUAAAUAAUUGAUAUUAAAUGAGAUAUAAACAAAAACCGUACCGUAUUGGUACUAUUAAAAACACAUCGGCAAUUAUUAUAACGCAUUGGAAAGCGGAAGUAGAGGAUGGGUAUGUACAAAAUGUUUGACAAAAGGAUUUUCAAACCCCUGUCAAGAACUUUUACAUGAUAUGGUAUGAGAAGUGUCCAUGAAUCCAACUGUCUGCCAAUCCACCUUUGGCUCAAGCGCUAUUGAUUUAUAUGAAACUUGAUAAGCAUGUACAAUUUACAAUGAAUGAGGUUAAGUUUAAAGAUGAGCAAAAUCUGUGUAUAAUUAAUAGGAAGGUGGAUAACUGAAAGUCUCUACACUACCUAGAGUAGGUAUGGGAAGUGGGAUAACUGUCUACAGUACCUAGAGUAGGUAUGGGAAGGGGGAUAACUGUCUACAGUAACUAGAGUAGGUAUUGGAAGGGAGAUAACUGUCUACAGUACCUAGAGUAGGUAUUGGAAGGGGGUUAACUGUCUACAGUAACUAGAGUAGGUAUGGGAAGGGGGAUAACUGUCUACAGUACCUAGAGUAGGUAUUGGAAGGGGGAUAACUGUCUACAGUACCUAGAGUAGGUAUGGGAAGGGGGAUAACUGUCUACAGUAGCUGGAGUAGGUAUGGGAAGGGAGAUAACUGAAUAAAAAUGUUAAUGAUGUUGUGGGAGAUAAUCAGAUAAAAAUUGUUGUGAUUAUAACAUGUUUUUGCAUUUGAAAAUUAUUUCAAUGCAUAGUUUUAUCUUGGUUUGAGGUUAUGUAACUCAGUAUAAUCAGAGACGUAUAUAUGUUAUAUAUACUUCUCUGGUAUAAUAUAGUCUUACGAUAUAGUUUCACACCAGGGCAGGGUUGUGAAAUUGUAAUGUGAUUACAUGUGGUGUUUUCAAAAUUCAGAAAAGUAGUUUUUACAUUACAGUACCUAUACUUUUGGUCUCUGAAGCAACAUGGUACAGUGGGCCAUACAGAGAACCUCUAAAAUAAAAUAUCACAUUGUUUACUCUUGGCCAUGUCCGAUAAAUGUAUCAUCAUAUUUUGUUACUAAAUUUGUAUGGCCUGGUGGUUGUGUGAACUAGUAUGCAUUUGAACUAGUAUAAAAAAAAAAAAAAAAGUUUUGUAUGAAAUAUUGUUUAUACAAACUAGUAUUCCUACAAUCUAAUAUUUGCAUGAACUAGAUUUUGUAUGAAUUAGCCUUUGUAUGAAUAAGGUUUUGUAUGAACUAGGAAAAACUAUCAGACUUUGAUUUUUAUGAAAUAUUAUUAUUUAUUUGUUUUGUAAAAUUAUACAGAUAUAUGUACAUGUAAACAACCUGUGGAUGGAGGAUGGAAUAUUGCUUGAAGUAAUACAUGUACAAUGUAUAAAUUGUUGGCAGUGUUGUUGUUUUUAGACGUGAUCAGUACACUGUAUUUCAGGGUUUUUUAAGCAUGAAUCAAAUUUUGUGAAUUUAUUCUCCUUUAAAAUGCUACUCAACCCUUAUGGCUCAUUGGAUUUUGACUAAAUUUGACCUGGAGGAUCCUUGGGCAAAGUGGACUCAAUUUGUAUAUACAGUCCUAUUCUGUCAUAUUGGCCCAAGGCUGCAGCCCGAGGCCUAAUAACUUGGCCAAUGUGGAAUUAGUUGAUUAAUGACAUUUUAUUAAUGAACUACUUGUAUAAGUACAAGUUGUUUAACGCUGUGUAUUGGUCAACUGGUUGACAGAACAGUGAAAGAUGUACAUGUAUAUCAUUGGCAUUAAUCUGAAAUUAACAAAAAUAAACUGAUUGAAUUCAACAAAUUUAAUAACAAUAAUUUCAAAAUAUUGGUCAGUUGAUUACUUCCUGUGAACUUGACAUGGACUGACUGUACUUCGCUUUUUUCGGGGGCGGCAUUAUAUUGAUAUUUAUGGUACCCCCUGAAAUAUGUGCACCACUUACAGGGAAAGGGGCAGACAACUUUGUAGUUCAGAAUUCGCCAUUGAGUAUGUACGACUAAUAUAUCAUUAAGCAAUGUUUGGCUUAACACACUCAACACUUUGUAUGCCAUGCAUUAAAACCGAUAGCAUGCAUCUGUGGGAUGCUCGCUCCAUGGUUUGUUGUCUUCUGUCGUUGUAAAUAACAGUUACUGAAGGUGAAUGUAGUCAUCCGUCAUCCUCGAUAAGCAUAGAAAUGUUACGAAUAACAGGGGCCUAGCUGGUAUAUAA